AAACCAGGAAGUAAAGGGCGAGCAUUAAAUGUUAGACUACGGAGUUACUGUAGAAGUAUCAAAACAAAGCUACAUGUGUUUUAAUUAGUAUUCAACCGAUCAAAUAUCUUAAAUUAUUCUUAAACUAGUGCUAUACAGAUGGAGUGCGAUUUUCCAACCCUGCCAUUGGACUGUCUUGUUUGCAUCUUCUCCUAUUUAGACGCAGAAGAUCUGAUCACGGUUUCUUUAGUUAAUCAGUCAUGGAAUGGAGCUGCAGAAACAGCAUGGUUGUGGAGACAGCUGUGCAUGCACCGCUGGACGUUUUGCAACCUCUCAAAACUGAAUCCAGAAAUGAAGACGUGGAAAAAUUACUACCUUCGCCGGGCCAAGUUGGAGCAACACAUGACGUCAGGAAGAGCAUUUGCAGACUACACCUGUAAAACCUUGAGAGGUCACACCGGUAGUGUAGUUGGCUUGGUUUACCUCUCCGACAGAAAUCAUCAGUUUGAUUCAAAGUCCAUUGUUUGCUCUGCUUCCAGUGACGGCACCAUUCGAGCUUGGAGCAUUCAAGAGGGCAUUCAGCUGUGGUCAAGCCAAGUACAAGACGCGCCUUUGACAAAGAUUAUUGCUGAUCAGCAGACAGGCCUUGUGAUCAGCACGGACUCACAGGGGAGGAUUAAAGCCUGGAAAGCCCAAACAGGAGAUGAACUGGCUUCAUUCCCUACUGCAUCGUCAGCAUGCACAUUGCUAACCUACUACAGAAAAGACCAGUCUUUCUUGACCGCUGGUACAUCAGGCGGUGCACUUCACACAUUGACUAUCCCAGCUCUGUCUCAGGUUUCCCAUGUCAGAGCUUUCGAUACCUAUAAAAUAGAUAUUUUGUUAUUGUCACCAGACAAGCAUUGGGUAAUAGCUGCUUUAAGGGAAAGUUUAGAUUUGCACCCGAAGGUCUAUUUCACUGAGAGUUUAAGCUGUCCUUGUGAAGAUGAUCCACCUGUAUCUGCUUCCUUACCAGUUAACGGGUGCACAGCAGCAAGUUUCUUCCCCUCAGAAGCCGCCAGGGUGAUGAUCGUUCACAGUGACGGUCUGUCAAACGCCAAAAAUAUCUCCAUCUUUGACAUCAAAUCAAAAAAAUCUAAAUACAAAACAGAAAUCAUGGUUGAACAGGUUGGAAGUUUUGAAUUGCUGUUUGACGGAUGGAAUUCAGAUAUCCUCCUUGAAGCACAUGGAAGUGGCACGAUUCUUAUUGCCCAAGGGAAAGAACUGAAGUUGUAUUCCAUUGCGGGUACACAGAUUGCAAGCUUCCUGGAUCACAAGGAACACAUCGCUGCCAUGUGUGUGGACUCGUUCCGGGUUGUUACUGCAUCCUAUGACCUAUCCCUCAGGGUGUUCACUUGGAAAAAAGAACAAAACAAGGACCUUUCUCUUGAAAGCCGUUAUCAUUUGCUGGGAGGAUCCGACAUGUUUUCAAGGUUUUCCUGCAGGGCUCUGGAUUUUUCAUUUAGGUGCUCUUGGAACCCCUCCUUUGUAUUUUGGCAACAAAGAAAAAAAAAUGUGGAUGUAAAUGCUACAUUCUAUACACAAAUCUAUCAUUUUGACAAUACAAUUAAAUUCAUUAAAAAAUUAUUUAGGUUAUAUUACUUUGCAGUGAAACCUCAUUAGUUUAAAUUCCAAUAGCCAUUUUAAAGCAUUUAAUCAGAGACAGCAACUAGAUUUUUAGCAUAAUUACCUUCUACUUGUGGUCUUUUACACUCACCCAUCAUUUUUUUGUUAAUUAUUCCUUUUUUUCUUGUUCACAGGGGAUUUACACAUGUGGCUUGUGACUACACAAGCAUAGUGGCCUCUGUAGCAGCCAAAGAUGGAAAAGAUGUCUUGAAAGCCUAUUCCUUCAAUGCAUAAGACUUUCUGAAAAACCAGUCAACCAAAUGAACUGUUAAAGUUGUAGGUUAAGAGUUUGGAGGAUUUUGUAAAGGUGAUAAGAAAGGUUUGAACACACCCUCAGAUGAAUUCCUUGUUUUGUAAUGGAAGAGGCUUGCUUUGUUUAAACGUCUAUGUAUUAUAAUAACCUCACAGAUUUUCAGCAAGCCAUUAUACUAGGAUACAUGCCCCAUAUUGCUAACAGCUAUAUAGCUGUAUACUGCCUAUAAGGCAAACAACUUAACACUGCAUUAUGAACACUCCACUAUAGCAGACCUUGCUUACUACAGUAGGCAUGUACAGUUCACCUUGUCUGCUUUUAUUUGUGUGCAACCAGAGUGUAGCCAGCCUCUUGUCAACCACAGCAGAUAAUGUGAGUAAAAUAUUUGAUAAUUCAAA
This is a messenger RNA of Acipenser ruthenus (sterlet), 2295 nucleotides long. RefSeq names its product F-box/WD repeat-containing protein 12-like. Lineage: Eukaryota; Metazoa; Chordata; Actinopteri; Acipenseriformes; Acipenseridae. Gene Ontology annotation, molecular function: protein binding. The record is from RefSeq and is a predicted model, not a curated record. Bases 139 to 1641 code for a protein of 500 amino acids. The transcript is spliced from 9 exons.